Molecule: messenger RNA, 5097 nt
Organism: Rotaria sp. Silwood1
Lineage: Eukaryota; Metazoa; Rotifera; Eurotatoria; Philodinida; Philodinidae
Source: the annotation of a GenBank genome assembly
AUGCAUGAAUGUUUUGUUUUAGGUAUUGAACUAGAUAGUUUUCAACAUCGACGUCCAGAAGCAACUCGAAAAGUUGAAAGUCUACCGAUUAUAAAUGGUUAUUCCAAUGCUGUACCGGCAAUUUCAUGUAAACCAAAUGCAAAUGGUAUUUUUCUAUAUUGGAAAAAGAAAUCUCCAGCUAUUACUGAUUUCGUGGAAAAUUAUCGAAUUAUGGUUGAUCAAGAACCAUAUGGAAACCUAAUAGCACCAAAUGAGGAACCAAAAUUUCAAAUAAAUCUUGCACCAGGAAAACAUCAUUGCUAUGUUGACGUCCUACCCAAAGAUAAAAACAAUGAAAUCUUGAAAUCAAAUGUUCUUAAAGUCGAUGUUCCAUCUACAAGUGGCUUGAGAUAUGGACAAAUGCAACGGAGAGAACCAUCCAGUAUUGCUAGUGUUCCUGAAGAAAAUGAUAUUGCUGUACCAAAAUUAAAUGUACAAAAAAUAAGUGCAUCAUCAAUACGUAUGAAUUGGUAUUUAGAUCGAAAAAUGCCAACAGAUAUAUUUUUAUCUAUCUAUGAAGUUCAUAUACGUGGUCAUGAUUUUCCAGAUCAAAUGACAAGUGAUGAAGAAUCAGGACACGGUGAUUAUAUGGAACAUAUCUGGUUCGUAGAUAGUCCUCCAUUAGAAAUAUCAGGCAUUCCUGAACGACAAGAAUACAAAGUUUUUGUUCGAGCUUUAUUUAAUGUUCAAGGAUCAAAUGAUAUGAGAUGUACUACUUUAGUAACAACAUCAAAUGAAGAAAUUACAACACAAAUCAAUCCAUUAAUUGAUUUUCUCACACGACCAUUAUUGCAAGUAACACGGACUGGAAUACAAAUGGCUAUUUUGUCAUGGAAAUUUGAUGAUUCUAUUGAUCAAUCAUUAGUUAAAGGUUAUCGUAUUAUUCUUAAUUCAAAACCAACUGAAAUUCUUCCACCAAAUCAACAUGAAUAUGAAUUACGUGAUCUGAAGCCAGAUACAAAAAAUGAAAUUCAAGUAUCUGUAACAGCUCAUCCAGAUUUUGUUGGUGAAAAAAUUUCUGAACCAAUACGUAUUGUAUGUCCAAAACGUCCUCAACCUCCAACAAUACAAAAUAUUCCAACUGAAAAACCAUUUUCAAUUCGAAUACAAUGGAAUAUAAAUGAUGAUGUUCAAGAUGAAAUAACUUCAUUUAAAAUUUUUCUUGAUACAAAACUUCAUGGUGAAAUUGAAACAAAUGGACGUCAAUCAUUUAAAUAUGAUUUUACUAAAUUAAAAGCUGACCACACUUACGCAAUUUAUAUUAAAGCUUUCAUUGGACAAAAGAAACUUGCUGGUUAUGGUUAUCAAUGUGAUAUAGAAUCAAAUAUAUCAAAUGAAUUAUUAUUAAAAUGUGCUGCACCACCAAAAGGUACAACACCAAGCAUUAAACGAAUGGAUCGAAAUGGUAUUGAAAUUGUUUGGGAUGCACCUGACGAAUAUGGAGAUGUAAAAGUAACUGGAUAUCAAAUAUUAAACAAUGGUCGAGCUAUUGGAAAAUCAUUACCAGUUGAUAAACGACGGGUUUCAAUUAAUAAUUUAGAAGUUGGCAAUCGAUACUCAGUACAAGUUGUACCAAUAACGGAUCAACUAGGUGGUACUGCACUUCGAAAAGGAGAAGAAUAUGAUCCUGAUCUUCAUGGUCAUUAUCUACCAGGACCAAAACUUGAAGUAGAAUAUACAGACUUAGUUUUAUUACCAACAAAAUUUUGGAUCGAAAAUAUUACUGGACAUUCAGCUAUGGCUUGUUGGUCUCCAAUUGAUCAAUCAAUGAGUACAAAUAUACAACCAGAUUAUUAUGAGCUAUCAAUAUGGGGUGAUAAACAAUAUACACGUGAACAACCAAAGAUUGUUGAAUUAUCAAAAGACAAAGUCAAUGCACAAUUGAAAGAUCUUCAAUCUAAUACAAAAUAUAGCAUUCAAUUAGGCGUAUAUAAGGAACGACGUCAUGAAAUUUCAAAAGAUUUAUAUAUCGUUUCAGACAUGUCAGAAAUAUUAACUUUUCAUACUGGUACAGCACCGGAUGCACCAGCAGGUCUUCAUCUUAUUGCUUGUACAAAUACGAAUGCUCGCAUUGGUUUUGAUCCAUUUAUUGAACAUAAUGCUGAAAUAAUAGCAUUACGUGUUCAAUGUGAACCACUUUCUUCUGAAACAAAUGCAAGAGAAAUUUCAAUAGAUUUACAACCUGAUUCAACAGAAUUUAUUUUAUCGAAUUUAAUUGAACGUACAACAUAUAAUGCAACUAUUUAUGCUAUCACUGAAGAAUAUUUAAAUGAAAAUCAUUGUCAUGAUGUUGCACAUUUACCAAAAAAAUUAAAACCAUCAGAUUGGUUAUCAAAAAAUAGUUUAUCAUUUAUAACUAGUGGAUGUGAACCAGUAAGUCAAAUAAAUAUUUGUCAAGCAACAACCGAAGCAAUACAACUUAAAUGGAUAUUACCUAAAGUUUAUGGUUCAACAAAAUAUAUUAAUCAAAUACUUCAUUGGAAACUAGAACAUGAUGGUGAAGAACAUAGUGUAGAACUUGAUGAAAAUGUUACACAACAUACAAUACAUGGAAGAUUACCAUCGGGUUUAUAUAAAAUUUCACUUGAUUCCAUUUUUAGCGUAAAAAUAAAUCUUGAAGAUGAUAAUGAUGAAACAAGUCGAAAAGAAAUUCGUUUAACAACAACUCAAACAGCAACAGUACGUUUUCAUGUACCAGUCAUAUGUGAAAAACCAGAAAUUUAUGUAACGGCUUAUACAAAAGACACUAUUGAUUUAGCAUGGAAUAAACCAAAUAUGUUUAGUAUUAUUGAUCAUCCAGAAAAACUUAAUGAACAACUUAAAAUACAUCGUCGAUUACUUGGAUAUAGAGUUGAUAUUGAUGAACAUAAACAAAUUACAUUAGAAGGAAAUCAAUAUAAUUGUACAUUGACUGAAUGUCAACCAGGUCAAGAUUAUAAAGUUCACUUAUUUGUACGAACUAUUGUUCAAAAUGAAUAUAUGAAUGAUAUGAUAAAUAAUGAUACAAGUGAUGUUGAUAAUCCAGAUGAAACUCCAUCGGAACCAUUACGUGUUCGAAUGUUAAAGAAAGAUGACAUUCUUCGUUCAUUCCGAGCUAACUUUGAAUUUAAUCCUCAUGAAUCAAACGAAAAUACAACGAAACAACGAAAUGAAGUUCAAUCAUUAGGAAAAAUAAAUGUCCAAUGGGAAGUAUCAGAUUCUAAAAAUAUAUCACAUUUUAUUCUUCAAUGGCAUUCAUCAAAAGAUUUAAGUAUUCAACAUAAAAUAGUAGCUGCUAAUGAAACAUCAUUCACUAUAGAUUCAUGUGAUGAAAAAUAUCAUUAUGUUAUUGAAAUUAUUAUUGUUACUAAUGAUCGUAAUAGACUUCAAUAUGAACCAUUAACAAUACCAAUACCAGGUGAGCCAGAUGCACCAAGUUUAUGGCUUGUUAAAACAUCAGAUACAAACUUUGUUGUCGAAUGGUCUGAACCAAAAUCAUAUGGAAUACCUAUUAUUGGUUAUCAAUUAUUUAUUGAAGGUAAGAAAAAAGGUGAUAUUAUUCAAGUUAAUUUACGUCGUGCUGAAAUUCCAUCACGUAUUAAUCGUACAUAUCAAGUUAAUGUAUGUGCUAUAACAAAUAAUUCAUUACGUUCACGUUCAAUUAUGUCUCAAACAUUAACUGUUAUAACAACACCAACAACAAGUCUUAUUCCAACAAUCUAUUAUAAUAAUGAUGAUGGAAGUCCAACAUCAUUCGAUCGUAAUGUAGCACGUAUUAUACCAUUAAAAAUCGAAUCAAUUAAUGAAGAAAAACUUCAUAUUGAUUGGACAUCAUUCUUACCUACAGCAGAAAUACGUGCCUAUUAUAUUCAUUACACUUGUUUAAAUAAUGGAGAAAUACAAACAAUGAAAGUAUCGAAACGAUUUCGACAUUCUGUUUUACGUGGUUUACGACCAGGUUUUACUUAUGGAAUAAUGAUUAUGGCUGCUGAUAAAAAUGGUGGUGUUUUAUAUACAUCAGAUAAAACUACUGUUCAAAUGAAUGCUCCACCAAAUGCUCCUAUUGUUGCUAUUAGUGAACGUACAACAACUCAUGUUAAACUUGAAUGGCGUCCAGCAGCAAGUUAUGGUGAAAUUACAGUUGUUGGUUAUCAAAUCUUUGUUAAUAAUCGUUUAGCAGCCAUACUUGCACAUGAUCAAUUAACAUAUACACUAACAAAUGGUACACCAUGUGAUAUUUAUACUGUACAUGUACAAGCAUUGAGUAAUGAUAAAAAUAUUGUUAGUCCAAUGUCACGUGGUGUACAAUUUUCAUGGCCUGGAAUUAAACCAGGUACAUUCAGACGUAUGAAUGAUGGACAAACAGGAACUAUUAUUGUUGCUUGGGAACAUCCACAAUUAGAAGAUGAAAUGGAAAAACUUCUUGGAUUUAAAUUAUAUUCGGAAAAUCUUGCAACACAUGCUGUACGUUUACAUGGUGAUUAUGAUGCUUCUACACAUCAAGCAACUAUUUAUGAUUUAAAUAAUGGAAAAUAUCGUAUUUGGCUUGAAAUUCUAAGUGAAAAUUAUUGUGUACGUGCUCGACCAAUAAUAAUCAUGUCUGGUCGAUUAAAUUCAUUACGUAUUCGUCAAUUAUCAUCCGAUUCAGCUAAAUGUUUCAUCAAAAAACAAAAACGAUUUCGUUCACCAGUAAAAAAAAAAACAAUAACGAUCGCACAAUGUAAAAUUAUUUUUUUUCCCUUAAAAUCUUAUCAUGAAAAUACAUAUAAAGAAGUUUCAAAAACAUUAAGUGUACAAGAUAAAUUUCAUUUUGCAUUUCUUGAAAGUAAAUUAAAUGUAGAAACUAUAUCUGAAUCUCAAGGUUAUGAUGAUAUAUGUAUUUUUAACAUCAAUACUUGUAAUAUAAAAGUUAUGAAAAAAUAUGCGAAUUGGGGUGAUUUAGUUAAUAUUGAUCUUUUUGCUAAUGAUAUUAAACCGAAUGAAACAACUCCAAAAGAACAAGUUUUUCAAUAUAUUACAAUGAAUGAAUUACUUCGACAAAGUUGUAUUGUUUCACUUUAUGCACCAUUGAAUGAAUAA